AUGUUCAGCUCUGCUCUCAGCAAGCGAUAUAUCCCCGCUGCAGUUCAAUUCUACAGUAGAACCGCCAGGAUGUCAUUGAAGGCUAUCUCCUCCAAAGAUGCGGCCGCUCUUGACAAGGACCUAAUGGAGGUCGGAGGAUGGUCGUUGGAUCAAUUGAUGGAACUCGCAGGGCUAUCUGUUUCGCAAGCCGUCUAUCGUCUUCACCCCCCAAGCGCUGCCAAGAAUGUCCUUGUCGUCUGCGGACCAGGCAAUAACGGCGGCGACGGCCUCGUAGCCGCUCGUCAUCUCGCACAAUACGGCUAUUCACCGUCAGUCUACUACCCAAAAGAAGGCAAGAAUGAACUCUACAAGCGUCUCAAAACCCAACUCCACAAUCUCUCCGUCCCCUUCGUUCCAGACUUCACCGAGGCCCUGAAAUCCGCCGACUUCCUCGUCGACGCCAUCUUCGGGUUCUCGUUCGGCGGACCCUUGCGCGAUCCCUUCCCCUCCAUCAUCUCCCAGAUCGAGUCGUCCUCCGUUCCGGUGCUGAGCGUCGAUGCGCCCAGCUCCUGGGAUAUCCAGAGCGGUCCGCCCAAAGAGGGUCCCGGCGCAAAGUUUAUGCCAGAGGCGCUGAUUAGUCUGACAGCUCCGAAGCCUUGCGUCAAAUAUUACCGCGGCAGGCACUUUAUCGGGGGCCGGUUCCUCACAAAGAGUAUUGCGGAGAAGUAUGGGCUGGAUUGCCCCAAGUAUCCUGGUAUCGAUCAGGUCAUGGAGAUUGGGGUCGAUGCCGAGGGACGGCUGUGA
This is a messenger RNA of Aspergillus clavatus NRRL 1, 783 nucleotides long. Its product is annotated as NADHX epimerase. The transcript is spliced from 5 exons. The coding region runs from base 1 to 783 and encodes 260 amino acids. Lineage: Eukaryota; Fungi; Ascomycota; Eurotiomycetes; Eurotiales; Aspergillaceae. Gene Ontology annotation, cellular component: mitochondrion. The record is from RefSeq and is a predicted model, not a curated record. Gene Ontology annotation, molecular function: NAD(P)HX epimerase activity.